Dichomitus squalens LYAD-421 SS1 is the source of this 2815-nucleotide messenger RNA. RefSeq lists its product as uncharacterized. The transcript has 3 exons. Bases 98 to 2233 code for a protein of 711 amino acids. The record is from RefSeq and is a predicted model, not a curated record. NCBI's taxonomy places the organism in Eukaryota, Fungi, Basidiomycota, Agaricomycetes, Polyporales, Polyporaceae.
CGGACGUCCUCCUCGGCCCUCCUCCUGCACGCCUCGCUGGCGACCAGCACUGACGACCCACACGACCUGAUCCGGCAGCACCGCUCGUCACGGCCACAUGUACCGUCUGAAUUCACUCCUGGUACUCGUGACCUCAUCAUGCACCGGUAGUGUACCGUUCGUCCUCGCUGCCCCUCAACCUGUCCUACAGCGACGGCAGAGCGGUGAAGGCUCGUCCAGCCCAUCCCGCUCCAUUCAGAAGCAAAUAUGGAUUCCCCUCGUCGUCGUCGCCUCUCUCUUCGUCAUGGGUACCAUCUUCGCCUGCUGGGGCCGUAGGUACCGUCGGGGUGCCCUGCAAGGUUUGAGCGGCGUUGCACAGGCCGCGGGGGUCAUGACAAGCACUGCGGUGCCUGCGACGCGCGAGGUCACCGCGGAUCAGCUCGCAGGCGGGAACGGCACAACGGCAGGGGUGAAUGGUGGGACAAACAGGGCGAGGAGGCCGAGGCGGACGCGGAGGACGCCCAGUCAGAUCUCAACACACUCAUUGCCGGCGUACAUGAAGGAGCCGGGCGACGAGGAGAUCGUAAUCGUGAGGAGCUCGCAGGACUUGCACGACGACAUCCCGAUAACGGUAGAGAUGCCUCCGCUCGACGAGCAAGCGGAUGAGACACCGCGAGGUUCCUUCGACCUGACGGCGCCAUCAUCAAUGUACUCGCCCAUACCGCCCACCGCGAAUGACCAACCUUUACUCCGCAAUGGCGAACAUGAGUCGCAACAGAACCUGACCGUGGAUGGCCGUAUUAUUGGUACUCGUGCGAGCUUCGACAGUGGCGUGAGCUCUGCAGAUGACAGCUCUCACCACUACCUCGACGCAGCACCGGCAUACGAGACUGUCGUCCUCGAUGAUCCUCUGCCUCAUUCUACUGCCCCAACGAAUCAGGCGAACCGCGUGCCAAGUCCAGCUCAUGAACGGACGGCGACAGACCAGCAGGCUGGACAUGGAACGGCACGUCGCCGGUCUGUCUUUGCGGCGAUAUUCAACCCACGCAACUCCCGCCUUGCCUCCGCGGUCCCGGCGUCAUCGUCGCCCAUGCCUCAGGCUUCCUCUCCUGAACCCAGGAGCAGUACCGGUCACACACGCGAAGGCUCUCACCCCUCCGUGUCGUCCGAGCGAGAAGCCCGCCGCAGUCGCGUCAUGAACCACCGCCCGUCGCAUUCGGGCUCAGGCUCGAUGUUCAGCUUGCUCUCGCGCACGCGCUCGAACGGGAACCUUGCGGACGCGCUCACGUCUCCGUCGAUGAUCAGUCUGCACUCGAUCUCGUCCCCGCUCACCCACACGCUCGUCAAGACCGAAUUCACGUACCCGAAGAACGGGCCGACCCCAGAUCAGCUCCGCCUCAUCUCGAGCCGCGAGAGCUUUGCGCGGUUCGGGAGGCCGUAUGGCGCGGACGCGAUCGCGUAUGCGUCGACGUCCAGGGUUGACUUGGAGCCGCCGCCUGGGUUCGAGGAGAUCGCGGGCAGCGGAAGUGGCGGUGGUAACGGUGCUGACUCGUCGUCUGCGGCUGUGCUCGAGGAGGGCCGGACCUCUCCAAGUUCUGGAUCUGGAUCUGGAUCUCACGAAGACGACGCGGAUGCGAGUCGGGCAAACACCGAUUCAUCACCUGCAGAGGCUCAAGCUCAGGCUCCAGAGGCCUCGUCGGAACGGCAUGUGCUUUCGGAGAUCGCAGAAACGGAGAGUCCAGUGGCUGCGGAUAAGCCGGAUAACGCAAUUGAGCGUUCUCCGAUUCCUCCGCCGCCCAGUCCGGCAGAUGUCGCAGCUGCGUCCCGGGCAGCAUCAUCGUCGCCUGAGCCCAUACCUGUGGUGUCAUCACAUACUGCUUCUCUUUCGUCUAGGCCCGCAUCCCCCCCCUCGUCGUCGAGCAAACCUGGACUGACCAUCCUGCCUGAUUCGGCAUCCACGUCCAAGGCACCCCCGUCCGCCUUUAAGGGUGUCUUGGCUACGACACCUACCGACAACUCGUUCCUGGCACGUGCGGCAUCACGGGCGAGCUCCUACAUGUCCUAUGCCACCGCCGAGGAGUCGCUGCACUCAGCGACCCCUAACGAGUCUCAGUUCGACCUGCCUGGCCGUGACGACGAUGCGUAUGAGAGUGCAGUGCAGACCCCUGUGGUUCUGACGGCUCCAUCAACCCCCCGAAUUGAGCCACGGCACAUACAUGAAGCAACGGAUACGACUAUUACGCCCGAACGGUGAGCUGUUGUAUGCCUACCGGAUGACCCUGUAUUGCUUUGGAUUUCCGGCGAGUAGUCGUUGGUGGACUCUCACGAUAUUUUUACGCAGAUGAGUUUCUGUUAGCGUUCACUUACUGGCCUGGUGUCUCGCUACCAUUUUUUGCAUAUCGCUUACGUGCCUCCCUGACCAGUCUCAUUUCUAUUCCUAUUGCUAUCCUGCCUCGUCUUCUGUGCUCCUCGUAUACCGCCCCGCACCCUGGUCCGCAUCUCCGCUGUCUCGGUAUCCUUGUCCCGCUUGAUUUCCGUGUGGACUAAGGAGGUCACUUGGGUUGUCGUGUUGUUACCGCCGUUUCAACAUUUCAGCCCGUGUCGUCUCCUGUACCUUUACACUCCGCUUCCCCCCCCCCCUUCUCCUUGACCUGUAUUCCUGGGGUUGCAUGGUUGACUCUCAUCAUCUGACCCUAUCCCCGGCAUCUCCACGCAUCUGUACUAACAUCAUGCUCCUCUAUCCGCUGCGACACCCUAUACUUCCCAUCAUCUAUCCCGAUCUACCUUUGCCUUCCCCGGAUCUUCAGAUAUAGUGCAUCAUCUACCUAUCACUGCG